AUGCCGUUUAUUCACAUUGUCUUGAUGAGAUUCAAGUCUGAUUCCAGCCCUGCCGAAAUUGAGAAAGCUCUGAAACGUAGUUGGGAUUUACAACAUGAAUGCGUGCAUCCGAGUACUCAAAAGCCGUACAUCAUCUCUAUUGUAAGCGGGAAGAACUCGAGUAUCGUGCCGAACAAGUACGGCUUCACGCAUUCAACCAAGAUUGAGUUUGAAAACGCCGAAGAUUGUGCAUACUUCAUUAAGGAGGAUCCUGCACACAAAGUGUUAUUCCCCAUGUUCCACUCGCUUACGGAGGAGAUACUUGUCAUGGAUUACACUCCUGGUUGCCUGGACGUCUAA
Molecule: messenger RNA, 339 nt
Organism: Colletotrichum gloeosporioides
Lineage: Eukaryota; Fungi; Ascomycota; Sordariomycetes; Glomerellales; Glomerellaceae
Exons: 3
Coding region: 1-339 (112 amino acids)
Source: RefSeq, a predicted model, not a curated record